Messenger RNA from Protobothrops mucrosquamatus (brown spotted pit viper), 1260 nucleotides. Its product is annotated as coiled-coil domain-containing protein 66. Gene Ontology annotation, molecular function: microtubule binding. Gene Ontology annotation, biological process: cilium assembly. The record is from RefSeq and is a predicted model, not a curated record. Gene Ontology annotation, cellular component: microtubule; cilium. Lineage: Eukaryota; Metazoa; Chordata; Lepidosauria; Squamata; Viperidae.
CAGACGGGCUCUUGCGCUCUUCCGCGGAGCAGAGACGCGGCCAUGAAUCUGGGGGACGGUUUAAAGCUUGAAACUGAAAUACUGGAUGGAAAACCUAGACUGAUAGUGGCUCCUUGUGUAAGUAAGUCGAAACCAGGCAUAAGGAUAUGUAAUAAAAACAAGAUUUUAAAAUACACGUCAAGAUCAAAACCAAAUGGGCAUAUUCUGAAAUCAGUGCAAACAUCCUGUGAGAAGAAUGAAUGUUUAACAAAACAGAAAACCGGAUCAGUGACCAAAGCUAGUAAACAUCCUGAAACUGUGAUGAUUACCAAGAAUUUAUCAAAAGGACCCUGUAAUAAAGAUGAUGCUUUUAUAAUGCAAAAAGACAAUACAAGUUCAAAGCCAGAUAAUGUCAGAAAUUCAGUUAAGAAACCUUUGGCAUCCAACAAGAAAUUUAAGAAGCAUUCUCUUUCUGUUGAGGAUCUAAGGGACAAUUUGGUAUGUUUAACACAAGAGCAGCUGGAGCAGAUUUUAAUGGCAGUAAAAGAAGGAACCCAAGGAGCCACUCAGGUUCUGGAUGAAAAGAAAGGAGAAACAAACACCAAAACUCUUGAUCAGACUUCAGAAGAACAUAUAAUGGGAUUGCUUCAGAAAGUUGGUGAUGCUCCAUCUCUUUCAAGUGAAAAUAGUUUCUGUUCAAAAAAAACCCAAGGAAUCUCUAGACAUGCUGAACAGAAAAUAAUAAUGAAUUCAUGGAAACCAGCUGACAUGUUCAGUACUCUAGGAGAACGAGAGUCGGAUAAAACCUUGUUAGAUGCUAAGAAAUCUCAGUGGAAGAAAGAACUAGAUGAACAAGUAGCUUUAAAGAAGAAACUAAAAGAAACUUUGGAAGCAGAGUCCAGAAACCACCAGAGGCAGGCAGUUGAUACAGUGAAAAGCUGCUUAGAAAAAAGACAAAACAGUCAUCAAGUAAAGAUGACAUCGUCAGACAACUUGUCUCCUGCAGCAGAAGACAUCCAUAGUCUUAGAACUUCAACCAUUGAGCCUAGUGAAACUUCUCCCAGUGUGUCCAGUAGUCGAACUGAACAGUUCUCCAGUUUCAGUUCUCCUGAUUUGCCAGCUGCUAUUCGAACAGCAUUUGUGCUAGGGGAAGCAACACCAGUAGAGCGUCCUUUUAGUGCUGUGAAACGUGAGCAACAGAAAAAAUGGCUUGAAGAGCUUGAUAAGCAAAAGGAAGCUGACAAACUACGAAAAAUGGAAGAAAAAUGUAAUUUUUUGAAG